This is a messenger RNA of Coffea eugenioides, 339 nucleotides long. RefSeq lists its product as uncharacterized. The transcript has a single exon. Gene Ontology annotation, molecular function: RNA-DNA hybrid ribonuclease activity; nucleic acid binding. The record is from RefSeq and is a predicted model, not a curated record. Bases 1 to 339 code for a protein of 112 amino acids. NCBI's taxonomy places the organism in Eukaryota, Viridiplantae, Streptophyta, Magnoliopsida, Gentianales, Rubiaceae.
AUGCAAUGUGGUUGGGAACCACCUAAAGAAGCUGUGAUCAAAAUAAACAUUGAUGCAGCAUUAUUAGCUAGAAUGGUAAGAACAGGACUGGGGAUAAUAGCUAGGAACUGGUGCAGAAUGAUAGUGGAAGCAAAAGGAAUCACUGAAUGCAAGAGAAGAGAAGCAGGCAAAGAGGAAGCACUAGCUAUAAGAAGUGCACUUGAAAUGGCAAAAGAUGCAGGAUGGACAAAUAUAGAAGUCCAAACAGACUGCAAAAGUGUUGUAGACCAAAUUAACACAAGCAAUGUUCAGGACAGUAGCAUAGAAACAGUCCUGGAGGACAUUGAUGACUUGAGAUAG